Athene cunicularia (burrowing owl) is the source of this 8050-nucleotide messenger RNA. It is a transcript of the gene MTURN, whose product is annotated as maturin, neural progenitor differentiation regulator homolog. The record is from RefSeq and is a predicted model, not a curated record. Gene Ontology annotation, biological process: positive regulation of megakaryocyte differentiation; regulation of signaling. The transcript is spliced from 3 exons. Bases 4030 to 4347 code for a protein of 105 amino acids. NCBI's taxonomy places the organism in Eukaryota, Metazoa, Chordata, Aves, Strigiformes, Strigidae. Gene Ontology annotation, cellular component: cytoplasm.
GCUGUGAGAAGGACUCCCGGCCCAAAGCUGCCACUAGUAAAGCAGAGCAAAAGGGCCAACUGUUGUCAAAUAGAGAAUGUAAACAGUGGAAAACUAGAGGCAGUGUUUUCUUCUGUCUUUUUUUUGGCAUAUUUACUUGAAGCACUUUUUGUAGUAAUAAUACUUUUAAGACAGGCAGAUAGGUGUCAUUCUUCAUUAUUUUUCUGUUGAUGGUGUCUCUUUAAUGCGAUUAAGAACCACUAAUGAGCUGAUUCACCAGUGUUUUCUGCUCCUAGUGCACUGUUGGAGCUUCCUUUCUGCUCCCACUUUGGCUAUCUUGGUUUCUGCAAUCAUGUUCUUUUUUUAUGUUCCAGAAGAUAUGUUUCCUUUCUACGUGAAAUUACAGGCUAAAGUUUACUUUAAGGAGACUUAAUACAAGCCAGGGGACUGAUUCUUAUUUGCACUUGAGCCUUGUUGCGUGGCUCCAGUAACACAAUGGAGUGCGAGAGUGAGUAAAUAUAAACAGAAUUCACAGUGGCACACUUUACAGCCUUUUUGCACCCGGCAACUCUUAUAAAGAAGCCUCACAUUUAAUAAGCAUCUGGUGCCUGGUAUUCUUGUUCUCUUUCUUUAGGUCUUCAUUUCAUAAUAAUGCAACUUAAAAAGCUAUGUAGGAGGUGCCAGAGAAGUCCAUGAUAACCCACUUGUAAGGAGGAAAUGAUGAGCAUGAUGAACUUAAAAGGGAGGAGGAGAAAAACAUGGAAAGGUUGCCAAGAUGCAAUCUGAGGGAGAACAACUCUGAAUUUUGUAUAAAAUCAGAGAUUCCAGAUCACAGCAGUCAUGCAAAUUUAAUUUCCUGGAAAGGUAUCUUUGGGCUAGAUUUUAACAUGCUAGGGAUGCAGAAGAUGCAUCUAGAUGCCUGUUGGCAUUUUCAGUACCAGCUGGACACUAAAAACUCUCUGAAUCAGCAUUUUAGAUAGCUGAAGUAGGUAUAAUUCAGCUCCUGAGGCUUGUGAUGUUCUCAAAAAAUUAAUUGGACUUGUAUAGGCAUAACCAAUGAGGGUGAGGAUUACGAUGCUAUUCCUUAUAGUCUGUCAUUUGUUUUGUCACCAUGUUAUUUAUUGCUGGUAUUCAAAGUAACUGAUAAAGCAAAUUAAAAUACGAUGCCACCUUGAUGUAAGAUUUCCUGUAAAAUAUACAGUCAGUCUGAGUAUUUUCUGCAAGUCAAGUUACCCCCACAAAGAAAAAGUUUUGCUGCCAUGUUCAACAGGUGGGCUGGUUAGAAAAAGGUGGUACAGCAAGUGGCUGUCAUCCAGCAACGCUGAAUCCUCUAAAGGCAUGAGGGAAAGCAAACCCCUCCAGAUGCAGCCCUAUGAAUUGCCUCGGCUAUGUGCUGCGUGUAGAUGAACUAAAUAAUUCAACCAUGAUCCUAGGUCAGCUGAGGUGGAAAUUAGUGGCUGUGUGCUUUUGUAGUGACACAAAAGCAGCUAUGAGCAAAACUGGGCAAGCUUGGAAAACACAUACUCAGAUGAUGAGGUUAAUAUUUUUUUAAUUGCGCAGCCACAGCCAAGCACUAUGGUCCACUGGUUUGCCAGCAGCCCACUUCUCCCACUGCAGAGAUCCUCAGGCUUCGGGGGUUUUUUCACUAAAAGCAUCUCUAUGUGCAGCCUCACUUGACUGCUCUAACUUUAUAAGCAUGAGCCGAAUCCUCAAAUUACCUUUGUUUUUAUUUUGAGGGGCCAAAAUUCCUUUUGCAUGUUCCUCUGGAGAUGCAUGAGUCAGUGGUGAGACUCAGUUCCCGCACUGCUGCGGUGCAGCACUGAACGUCCACAGAGAGCAGUGGAUGCAGCUGAACUUAGAGGUGUUAUAACCCUGGUCUUAUUACAGUAGAGUUUUCUUGGGGGGAAAGAUGAAAUCAAGCUGUUUCUGAAUGAGAUACCAGCACUAAUGGCACGUGAGACCUUUCACAGCGCGUUUGUUGCUACAGCCAAAGUUUUAAAUCUUCUGCAGAUGUGGAUAUUGUUGGAAGCCUUACUUAUUGCCUUACGAUGCUGUGCAAAAAUGUCUCUUCAAAGGCUCAGUGAUCAAGUUACUCACUUAGGUUUUCCCCUCCUGCUAGAUCAUCUACUGCUGACAAAUUCACAGUGGAGUCUAAAAUGUGGUGCAGCUUGAAAAGACACUGUAAACACAUGGGGUUAACUUUCCCUGGGGAACGAACUAGCUGUUAUUUAUAAAAGAGCAGGGCCUGAUUUUCGUUUUUAUAAGCUCCUGUGUAUAACAGCUCUGGUAGUCAAAAGAAGCCACAAUUUAAACAAGAAUCAGGAUGUUAGCAGCCAUAAUCAUUUCAUAUAUAUAAACAAUUGCAACAGGUUUAGCAUGAGCCGUGAAUUGCCAAGCUGCAACAUCCAGCUCCGAAGUUUGAUGCAAAGAUUAGAAGUAACUGAAUGGUUAUUGGUAACCCCAAGUAUUAAGAAAUUGUGAGACAGACCUCCAAAAUCUUGAGGCUAUUCUUAAAAUGUUGUGAUUUGAAAGUGUUCAUUUGAUGUUUUAAAGAGGGUUCAUUUGAGUUCAUGUGCCUUCUGCCUUUUUAGGCCAUAGAAAUCACAAAGUGCAGACUUUUUUUUUGUAAACAGAAACUGAGAUUUGGUUGUCUAUUUAUAGAACUGCAAGGCCCAUGACUCUAAGAUGGCAUGAAAUAUCAUGAGACUUGUGGUAUGUGCCUUUGAGAGUUGGCAAGACUGUAAAGAACUUGGUUAAGAGAUGACUGUGAUUUUAUGGAAAGAGCAGAACCUACACAGCAAGGCAAGGCUCUUUUCAUAACAAAACAUUUCACUGUGUUUAUGCUUGUAAAAUGCAACAAGCAGCAAAGAAAAUGUAGGUCAAGCGAGGCUCAUAGGAAGGCAGUUACAGUUUUUGUCUGAAAGAUGCAGCUUAGGUGAUGUUAAGUAGUGUUCUCCUUCGGUAAGUGUAAAACUGCAUCCCUGGCAGGUACUCACCACUGAACAGGAAGGCAACAUGCGAGCCUUGUGUUAGGGAUUGAAACUUCUGUCAUUCUUACUCUUUCCCUGAAUGUUAGUUAAGCUUCAGAGAGACCCUCCUCUUCCCUUGUUUAAGCAUAACCUACUGUUUAUAGCACAGUAAAAAGCUGCACGACACUUUGGGGAAAAGAGCUGCUGUGCAAAAAUAGAGGUGUAAGAGCCUCAAACCAGUUUUGCAGUAUUAACGCUUGCUUCUCUGUUUAGCAGACUGCCUAAGACUGUCCCAUGCACAAAGUCUUCAGAAAGAAAAUCUUUACAAGUAUGCAUUAGCUUGUGCUGAGUGCAGCCCUUGUGUGCAAGGAGCAUUGUUGCCUGAGUGCUUCCACCAUCACUCACCAGCUCUGUUUCAAACAAUCAUAGCAGCAAAAUAAGCAUCAGUUUUGGGAGAGGCCUCACAGAUUGAUGCUGAGGAACCAACAUUUCUGAAGCAAGAGCAAGAUGAGAGGAAUAUCACAAAUGGGUUUAAAUGUGCCUUGCCUGGGAAGAGAUGAUUCGGGUCUAGGAGAAGUAAACCUGAAAACAGGGAGGGAGGCAUGAAGUGUCAGGAUGUUGUGAGUGCCCAAAUGUCUCUCCUUGGCUCUCUGUCUAACCUGCAGGUAUAUUUUGCAUCUUUUUUUCUGCAUCCUCGAGGGAAUUGCACAUCAAGUUCCACCUCCAGGGUCGCAUCACACUUGCACUAAUGACAGGAAGACAAAGAGAUGCUUUAGCUCUUCCUGAGGGCUUCAUUGCAGCAGAUGAUGAAGAAGAAGGGAAGACCCAGCGUGACUGGCUGAUGUCAAACAAAAACACCUUUACUAGUAAAAUGCAUGUGUGCAAGGCGUGUGUACCCUUCAUUGCUGGUGCAGUCAUAAGGCGUUUUUUCUUCUGGAUCGAUUUCCCUGCUUUCUGAUGCAUCGUGUUAAUAAAAUCAAGGUUCCUUCUCAGAAGUGUGGCUUCUGAAACAGCCUGCACUGCCUGUUCCUAGCACAGGUCCGAACUGCAGGAGACCUGGUGUACUCCGGGAGAUGUUUACAUGUCACCUUACAAAAUCAUGUGGAAAGGCCAGUGUGAAUUCUUACUAAUGCCUUUUCUUUCUUGUGUUGCUGUUGGCUUUCAGCAUGUGUGGAGCGAAAGUGAGGACUGCUUACCUUUUCUGCAGCUUGCACAGGAUUACAUCUCCUCCUGUGGGAAAAAGACACUCCAUGAAAUAUUGGAAAAAGUCUUCAAGUCCUUCAGACCCUUACUCGGGCUUCCAGAUGUUGAUGAUGAUGCAUUUGAAGAAUAUAACGCAGAUGUUGAAGAAGAGGAACCAGAAGCCGAUCACCAACAGAUGGGUGUCAGUCAGCAGUGAUUCUCUGAGAAGCUAAAAAAAUUCGGAAGCCUUUGGUACCAGACUGCAAGUGCUGGACAGGCGGGGGGCCCUCCUGCAGCAUUCACCCCUGCACAAUUCUCACUGAAGCCAGCGAAAUUUUGUUCAAAGGGGACCUGCAGGACUGAGCACUCCAGGGGAUAUGCGAGGCUUGGUCCUGGAGAGUGCUGAGCGCUCUUGUCCCUUCUCACUUUGCUGGGAGCCGAAUGUGUUGAGCCUUGCUGCUAAACUGAAGCAUAGACAGGCAGCACCGAGAAUAAACUGGAAUUUUAUAUGUAGAAAAUUUAAUUUACAUGUGUAUUAGAUGUGAAUGAGCAUUAAUAUAGAAUAUAUUUUACCAAAAAAUAUUGAUCACUUACUUUGACCAAAUACAUAUCUGUAUUAGCAUUUACUUAUUCCAUACUUACCAAACGAUGCAAGAGAUGCGGAACUGGUUUAGUUGUAUUACAGUGUAUUUUUAUAUUUUAUUUGUAUUUUAUUUUUCCCUCACUCUCACCACAUACUGAGGUUAGUAGCCAUUCAAUAAGUAACCACAAGUAGCAUGACCCAGUGGCUAGGCUGCUAGAUUGAGACACAGGAUUUGCGAACAUAUGCAUAAAUGCUUGCAAGCCUAGGGACUUUGGUGAAAAGACAUGGGUUCAGAGCUCCUGACACUGCCUUGCCCUGAGCUUCAGGUGGAUCAUAGUGGCUGGGAAUUCAAGGCAGGCCUCCAGUUAUGCAUCCAGGCCUCCAUGAAAUUCAGUGGGAGCAGGGUAACUCCCUUGCGAGUGACACCUUAAGCCUUUUGUCAAAGGGAACAUCAGUAGUAUUUUCCUACCAGUGUACAAAGUGCUUUUAGAUCUGUAGGUGAAAAGUAUGCAUCAUCAUUGCCUAUCCUCAAAGCAAACCAUUAGUGAAAGGACACAGAAGAUUCUCCCUUUUUCCUCAGCCUUCUCUCAUAGGUACUUCAUGCUCUAGCCAAAUACAAAUUUACCAGAGCAGAGCCUCUUGCAGAACUGGUGCUUCAGAAUAUGAGUUGCACAAGUGCAGUGAGCAGAGUGCUGCUGGGGGAUGAGAAAUACAUGGGAUGCCAGAGGGAAGAGCAGAUUUCAGAAAUGUAACAACUGGUUUGGGCAGCAGGGGCAAAAGUGAGAAAGGCCCCUUUUGGAGAGGUGCUGGGAUUCCUGAGACAGCCCAAACCAUCUUGCGAAGUAUCUGCUUAUUGAACCUAUGUAGUUUAUAAAAAAGCUGCUCUGGACAUUACCAGGGCCUUGAGCUUAUUUUUCUGUUAGUGUCUUGCCAGAUGAAUGCAUUGAGAUGGUUGAGAGAGGAAGCAAUGAAGAAAAGGCAAACUAAAAAGCCCUCUCCUCUCUUCUACAACAUUAUUAUUUAUGAUACUGUGUGAGUAGGUAGGAGCAGCAGUCAGGGAGCAGGAAGCUGCUUUAUUAGGUGUGCAGUAAUAUCUCUUAAAAGGAUUUGCUCAUGGGAGAAAAAAUAGGCAGACUGUUUCCUCGCAGAAACGUGGAAAAUAGCGCACCCCUGAGCAUGACAACCUGAACCCUACCAGACUUCAGCUCCAUCUUCUGCCCAGCUCUGAGCUGUUUUCUAGGCAGUUUCCCUCUGUGCAUAGUGCUGUGUCUUUGAAAGUGGCAUGCUUGUGGGAAUACCACUUUGGGUGGGAAUAGCCAGUUAGUUUUCCAGCGGCAGUGACCUGCACGUUAGCUGCUGCAUCUUGGUGCCCAUGUCCCGUGUGAGGGUGCUGUGCCAGACGGUGGCUGGGGACAACAGGCAACAUUGCUUUGCAGGUAACUGCCCUGUCCCUCUCUGCAGGAGGACUGAGACUGUGACAGUAAAAGUGAUGGCCAUAACAUGGUGGACAUUGCUUUGGAAAGCUGCCAUACAAGGUAUAUUCCCAGCCUCUUUCAACAUGUUUCCUGAUCUUUCACUGGGACACAGCGCUAACCCUUGGUUAGUUUACUCACAGUCAGCUUUAGCUGUGGCAGGAGGUGAGGUUACCACUUUAUCCAUCCUUACCCUGUGUCCAUCCUUCCCUCAGGUUCAUCCUUACCACUGGUGUCAGAAAUUCCCACUCCCAGAAGAGGGGAAGCAGAGGAAGGGGGAGAGAAACACAUCUCCCGCAGCUUGCAGCCAGGUGCAUCAGUGAGAGCCGCAGUUGAGUGCAGUGUGUGUUACUGAGCCACGCUGUCCUUUCUGCACAGGCAGCACCUUCUCACAAGGGGAUGAGGUGGCAUGGGAGGCCUGUUAUCCCUCGAGUACUUGUGAGUGGUCUAUGCUGCACAGGGGUUAUACAUAAGAGCAGUCAUUUUAGGUGCCAAACCCAAGAUGGUUUCACAGGGAGAAAUGCUUAGCUAAAUAAUCCAUUCUCUGAAAAUCAUGAUCCAUUGAGGCUUUCAAGGCUGGGCAUCCAGAAAAAGACCUCUCUGUUUGUUCAUCGCUGGAGAGCCUGGUUGAGACUGCAGGUCUCUUUCUCAGUGUUGGCUGGUUUUGGGCUGGCCACAGGACAUGAGAAAUUGGGGAGGAUCCCUUCAGGGGCUCUAGCUGGAUGCCCCUUUCUGUGAAUCACUGAGCAGAGGGAAGUGCUUUGUUUUAUCUCUUCAUUUCUGGCAGGACCUCCCUGGCAGCCGGUCUCUGCAGCUGGGAAGCCUUCGCAUGACAGCCAGGCAGGAGUGACUCAGGGCAGCAGCUCUUAAACCCUAUUGCAAGCUGGUCUUGAGGUGGUCCCUGCAGAGUUGCCACAGAGCUGAGGGCUCAGGGACGUCACUUCCAAGGGAGAUGCUAAAAUAGAUUCCUUAAAUUUGGUCCUUACCUCUAAUAAGAGGGACUCUUAGGGCAGACCCUGUCACCUCAGGUUUUGAUAGGACUUCUGAGACUUACUUGUUGUUAUCUGAUGUCUGUGGCAGAUGUACAAAGGAAAGCUCUUACCGACUAUCACCCGUUCAGUGAGCCAAAUUAUCAUUUACAUUCUCUGUUUGACUUUUUUCUCAUCGCUGAUUUUUUUUUUUUUAAAGAAAAACAACUCCUAAAGGUGCAUCUGCAUUAUUGCAAACCCCAGUUUUUACAAUGCCAUGUAGCACUGCACUGUCAGUACGAGCUUGGUCAUAAAUAAAUAUACAGAUUAACAAAAAGUGUGUUCGUUUGCUGAAAAAAAACUUCUUUGAAGUAGUAAAUGCUGACUACAGUAAAACUCACUGAUUUAAUGUAAAAUACAUUGAACUUUGAAAUUCCCUUUCUGUACUGACAUGCUGUUGCUCAUGUAGGCAAAGAUCUGUGGUAACACUGUAUGUAAAGGAAGUCUGCUUUCAUCUUUGGGGGUGGUGGGAGAAAUGUCAGCUCUGGAUUUCAGUCAGUGCAAAUUUUUUUGUUGUCAAGUUUUCCUUUACUAAUGCAGGGACCAGUCAGACCUCAACAUGUCAAGCAGAAAUCAUGUUGCACCACGCCAUGCAAAGGCUGUCUUUGGUGUGCUUUCCACCAUUUUUCUGGCUGGAAGAUCUCUCUGUCUUUGGGACUACAGAGCUGUGAAAUGGGUCACCAAAAGAUGUUGCCCUUUUGUUCGAUGCUUUAAAAGGUGUAAGCCUUCAGCGGAGCCCUGCCUUUCUUCUGAUCCUCCUUCCUCUCCCACCACCAAGGCAUCAAAUCCAGCAGUGUCAUUACACCAUGAGCUUGCCAUUAAAGAGCUUGCCAAACU